Molecule: messenger RNA, 1895 nt
Organism: Pipra filicauda (Wire-tailed manakin)
Lineage: Eukaryota; Metazoa; Chordata; Aves; Passeriformes; Pipridae
Product: intercellular adhesion molecule 1-like
Exons: 6
Coding region: 416-1831 (471 amino acids)
Biological process (GO): cell-cell adhesion
Cellular component (GO): membrane
Molecular function (GO): integrin binding
Source: RefSeq, a predicted model, not a curated record
CGGAGAGCGCGACCGGAUCCAUCCCGGUGCUCCCGGAGAGCCCGAACUGAUCCACCCCUGGGAUCUCCAUCGGAUCAUUCCCCGACAUCCCGACCGGACCCUUCCCGGCGCUCCCGGAGCCCCUGAACCGACUGAUCCCAGAGAACCCCAACGGAUCCAUCCCGGGAAGCCCGACCGGACCCUUCCCGGUGCUCCCGGGGAGUCUGAACUGAUCCAUCCCGGGAAGCCCGACCGGACCCUUCCCGGUGCUCGCGGAGCUCCCGAACCGACCCCGUGCCCCGGACCCAUCCCAGAGCCCCCGAGCCGAGCGAUCCCAGCGAUCCCCGCCGGCUCCAUCCCGGCGCUCCCAGCGAUCCCGGCCCAUCCCGGCGCUCCCGCGGGACCGAGCCCACCCGGGGCCGGGGGUCCCCCCGGGAUGACGAACCCCGCGCUGCUGCCGCUGCUCCUGAGCACCCUCGGGGCCAUCGCAGGGCCGUGGGGCUCCUCCUUCGAGCUGUGGACGGAGCCGGAGGUGCUGGUGGUGGAGCACGGGGGGUCCCUGCGGCUGACGCUGAGGGCGACCUGCAACGACUCGGCGGGCUCGGGGGGGAUGGAAACGGCCAACAGGAAGAAAACGCGGCCGGUGAAGCCGGGAGAGGUGGAGCUGGAGCUGCUCAACGUCACCGAGGGGAAGCCCGUGCAGGUUUAUUACACGUGCGACGGGAAGAGGGAGAAGAGGGACGUGCAGCUCAUCGUCUACCAUGUCCCCGAGCGGCCGGAGCUGGCCGAGGUGCCCCCGCUGGCCGCGGGGCAGGCGUGGGAGCUGCGCUGUGCCGUGGCCGGGGCCGCGCCCGUGCGGAACCUGACGGUGAGGCUGCGGCGCGGCCGCCGCGUCCUGAGCGCCCGGAGCUUCGGGGGGGCCGGGGCCGGGCCCGGGAGGGUGCAGGUGAGCCUCGGGGGGACGGCGGCGGCCCAGGACGACGGGCAGAACGUCACCUGCGAGGCGCAGCUCGACCUGUCGCCCUUCGGCCCCAACAUCAGCGUCACCUCCGAGCCCCGCACGCUGCGGGUCUGUGACGUCCCCAAGCCGGCGCUGAACGUCUCCAGCACCACCCCGGCCGCGGGCUCGGCGCUCGCCGGGCGCUGCUCGGUGCCCCCCGACGCCUGCACCGACUUCCAGGUGCGGAUCCUCCUCGGGAGCCGCGUCCUGGAGGGGUGGGGACCGUCCCCGCGGGACUUCGCCGUGACGGUGGGCGAGGAACACGACGGGAGGGAGCUGAGCUGCGAGGCCGAGCCCGCCCGGCCCCCCGCGGCCCCCCGGCCCCCCCGGAGGAGCGAUCCCACCCGCAUCGCCGUCCACGCCCCGGCCCGCCUGGACGACGGGGGCUGCCCCGGGCAGCAGAACUGGACCGAGGGGCGGGAGGAGACCCUGCGGUGCCGGGCACGGGGCAACCCCCGGCCCGACGUGAGCUGUGCCAGGGACGACGGGCGGAGAUUCCCGCCUGGAAUUCCGCGUCCCGUCACCCGGGGGGACGCCGGGACCUACCGCUGCCGGGCCCGAAACAGCCUGGGUGAGGACGAGAGGAGCGUCACCGUCCACGUCCACUACCAGGACCACAACGUGCUGGUGCCGGUGCUGCUGGGGGUGCUGGGGGUGCUGGGGGUCUCCGGCCUGGCCCUGGGGGGCCACAGGAUCUACCACAGGCAGACGAAGAUCGGGAAGUACCGGCUGCAGGAGCAGCAGGAGCGGCGGCGGCGGCAGAUGGAGCUGGGGCGGGCGGGACCCCCGGGCUGCUCCGGGGAGGUGGCCGCGCUCAACGGCUCCGCUCCCGACGCUCCCGGGGCUCCGUAGGCGGGAGGAGGAGGCGGCGGAGGGGCCGGAACCCCCCCUGCCCACCCCGGGACGGGGACGGGGA